Molecule: messenger RNA, 1023 nt
Organism: Raphanus sativus (radish)
Lineage: Eukaryota; Viridiplantae; Streptophyta; Magnoliopsida; Brassicales; Brassicaceae
Product: disease resistance protein RML1A-like
Exons: 1
Coding region: 1-1023 (340 amino acids)
Source: RefSeq, a predicted model, not a curated record
AUGGAAGCUCAUCCAUCAAUUAGUGAUUGUUUGCCUCUUCUGGAGUGGCUUCGUAUAGGUGGCAUAAACCUCAAGAGAUUAACAUAUGUUCCGGAAAGUGUAACACAUCUAGACCUAAGCAAUAGCGGUCUAGAGAGGCUUCCAUAUUGCAUUAUAGGCCUCCCUCGAUUAGAAAGUCUUUUCGUCUACCAGUGCAGAAAACUAGUGUCACUACUGGGUCUUCCCCCUUCUCUCAAGUACAUAAAUGCAAAUGAUUGUGAAUCACUCGAGAGAGUGAGUUUUGUUUUCAGUGAUUCACUGAGGGAAAUCGAGUUCCAGAACUGUUUGAACUUGGAUGAAGAAUCAAGAAGGGUAAUCAUGCAACAAAAGGUUCACCACAGUGUAUGCUUACCGGGUAAAGAAAUUCCUGCGGAGUUUACUAACCGAGCUAUAGGAAACUCCAUAGUCAUCCCUACGGGUCUCUCUAGAAACUCAAGGUUAAGAUUUAAGGCUUGUCUUCUGAUUUCGCCAGUCACCUACUCACAUCUUGAUAUAGCUUGCGUAGUCACCAAGGGAGGUGUCACCAUUGCGAAACUUAAGUGGGAUUCAAUGAAUGUUUCUCAUUUUCUGACGGAACACCUGUUUUUAUGCGAUGGUAACUUAACUCCAGGAAGACCUAGCGUGGAUGGGAAUGCUAAUGAUAUUUUGUUCGAAUUUAGCUGCAGAGAUAGCUUCAAGAUUACUGAGUGCGGUUUACAGAUCUUGUGGGAAAACAGUUGGGAAUUCAGUGAUUGUGAAACAGUUGGGACUGGAGACAGAAGCAACCGCUACAGAUAUGAAACCUAUGAACCUGAAGCCGUUCAGAUCUCUCAACGUGAAGACGUUCAAGGCAGUAAUUAUAGUAGAUCUUGUUGGAGUUGGCUUAAGAAGCUUUGCUCUCGAAAAAGAGAUGACCGUAACUACCCUCAUUAUGAUUAUCACUCAAGGGUAGCGGAAACAACCGCAACAAGCCAUAUGACCCCCAUUAUGAUUCGACGAGAAUAA